Molecule: messenger RNA, 363 nt
Organism: Carica papaya (papaya)
Lineage: Eukaryota; Viridiplantae; Streptophyta; Magnoliopsida; Brassicales; Caricaceae
Source: RefSeq, a predicted model, not a curated record
AUGAGAUCAAGCAGUUGUGAAGCACAUAGCGGUGCCAGUACACCAGCCUUGCAAGAAAGAACUAAUCAAGAGCCUGCGGGUUCUUCAGGAACAAAGACGAAUGACGGGGCAUCGAGAAGUUCCCAACCGGAGAUAGAUAAUCCAUCUAAAAAAACUGAAACCAAGAAACUUGUUUCUGCAGGAAGUAGGGGGAAAGAAAUUGGGACAAAUGCAAUGGAAGAAAUGCCUUGUGUCUUCACGAAAGGAGAUGGUCCUGAUGGGAAAAGGAUAGAAGAGUUUGUCAAGCAUGCUGGUGGCAGCGAUGUUGAUCACCCGCUUCGGCAUAUUGUUGUUGUAAACCCUACCUCAGCUUCUGUUUUGUAA